AUGACUUUAAAAUUGGAUAUGAGUAAGGCGUAUGACCGGGUGGAGUGGUAUUACUUAGAAGGGAUAAUGAGGAAGAUGGGUUUUAGGGAGAGGUGGAUAAAUCUUGUAAUGGGUUGUGUGAAAACCGUUUCAUAUUCUGUUUUAGUAAAUGGUGAACCAUGUGGGACGAUUUUCCCUACAAGGGGAAUUAGGCAGGGAGAUCCACUUUCCCCUUUCCUAUUUCUCCUUUGUACGGAAGGGUUGAAUGAUUUAAUUAAAAAAGCAAAAUUACAAGGAGACAUUCAUGGUUACUCCCUUUGUAGGAGAGGCCCGAAACUAACGCAUCUGCUUUUUGCAGAUGAUAGUCUUAUUUUUUGCAAGGCAACUUUGGAGGAGUGUAAUAAGGUGAUGGACAUACUAAGAGUGUAUGAGGAAGCAUCAGGACAAAAAAUAAAUAGAAGUAAAACCCCCUUGUUCUUUAGCAACUCUAUUCUAGAGGAUGUGAAGCAUGGAAUUAAGGUGGCCUUUGGUGUCCCAGAAAUUAUGCAAUAUGAGAAGUAUCUUGGGCUGCCCUCUCUUGUGGGCAAAAGGAAAAAAGAAAGUUUCAACUACAUAAAGGAAAAGGUAUGGCGGAAACUUCAAGGAUGGGAAGCCAAAUUACUCUCUCAAGCCGGAAGGGAAGUGCUCUUAAAGGCGGUUAUUCAAGCUAUCCCAACUUACACUAUGGGAUGCUUCAAAUUGCCAGUAGGUUUGUGCAAUGAGAUUGAGACCCUAAUUAAGAAGUUUUGGUUGGGGCAAAGGGGUGACCGUAGGAAAAUCCAUUGGGUUAAAUGGGAGGAGAUGACAAAAUCCAAGACUAUUGGAGAAAGUUUUGAGAAUCACACUGUGGAUUCACUUAUUGAUCCGGUCUCAAGAAGCUGGAAUGAGGAGCUGGUAGAUGGCCUAUUUGGGGUAGAGGAUGCAGAGAUGAUUAAGAAAAUACCCCUGAGUCGAAGUGCAGCAGAAGACACCCUUUAUUGGCCUUAUUCAACCUCUGGUCACUACACGUGCAAGUCAGGUUAUAGAUUCCUUAAAGAGGAAUCAGAGUCACUUGCUCAUGCACAAGCCCCACCAAUCUGUGAUGAGAAGGUUUGGAAAGCAAUAUGGAAGAUGCAAAUCCCACCGAAGAUUAGAAAGUUUAUUUGGCGAGCUUGUCGCAAUGUUUUGCCGACCAAACAAGCUCUAAUGAAGAGGAAAAUAGUUGCUGAACCAAUUUGUGAAAGAUACAAAUUGGAUGUGGAAGAUGCAGAGCACGCUUUGUGGUCAUGUCCGGAGUUGGAUGUGGUGUGGGCUGAUCAGGUACCGUGGAGUUUCAGGCUUGAAGUUGGUUUCUCAGGUGUUAAGGAGUUGCUGUCAUGGAUGGUGGAGAAAGGAAUGCCCCUGGAGCUGUUUGCAUUUACGGCUUGGAGGAUUUGGAAUCAGCGGAAUAAAGUCCGCCUUGGGAGCAGCGGCAUCAAAGGAACAAGGUGGAGUCCUCCGCAAGCUGGUUUUGUCAAUAUUAAUUUUGAUGGCUCCGUGUUCAGUAAUGCAAACUCGUCGGGUGUUGGAGCUGUAAUAUGGAACCAUAAUGUAGCUGUUAUGGCCUCUUGUGCAGAAAAAUUAAACCAAGCUUACAAGGCAGAGGAGAUAGAAGCGUUGGCAGCACUUAAAGCGUUACAGUUGGCUUUCAAUCUAGGUUUCCAAAACGCCAUACUUGAAGGGGACUCGCUUGGUCUAAUAAAAGCUUUGAAGGCAGACGACCAUAAUUUAUCUCCAUUGGGUCUAUUGGUAGAAGAUGUCAAGUUGGCUGCAAGUAAUUUUGUUAGUUUGUCAUAUUCUCACAUUAAGAGAAACGGUAAUAGUGUAGCUCAUAAUCUGGCGAAACAUACUAUAAGCAUACUAGAUUUUCAAGUUUGGAUGGAAGAUGUCCCAUCACAUGUUGUUUCGUUUUUACAUUCAGAUGUAGUUCAUUUACCUUAA
Messenger RNA from Quercus lobata, 1977 nucleotides. RefSeq lists its product as uncharacterized. Lineage: Eukaryota; Viridiplantae; Streptophyta; Magnoliopsida; Fagales; Fagaceae. Gene Ontology annotation, molecular function: RNA-DNA hybrid ribonuclease activity; nucleic acid binding. The coding region runs from base 1 to 1977 and encodes 658 amino acids. The record is from RefSeq and is a predicted model, not a curated record. The transcript is spliced from 3 exons.